UUACUUAACAGAAAUAAGAUGGCGUCCAUGGAUGACCGUCAGAAACAAGUCGAAGAUAAAAAGCAAGAACUUCUCCGUCGUAUUGCGGAGAAAAAGAAAAUCGAUAAAGGUAAACCACCACCCCUUCCACCCUCUAGCGAUGGGAAUACACCAACGGCUUCUCGGGCGGGUCCAAUGUUUCUGAACGAUGGCAAUUUCCUAGCUCGCUUUCAGGCCAUGCAACAACAAAGUACAUCCAGUCCUUCCACUUCAACCGCAACUAUCACAGGCCCAGAAACUCGUCCAACUGUGAGCAUGAAGCUAACAACAGUUAAAAAAUCUACGCCAGUUAAACCUGUUUCCGCCAGGCCCGAGGUAUUCGAGGAUCCGGAAGAAGUGGAAGAAAAUGGUAAUUUGAAUUUCAUUUCGAAGCUUUCGCUUCGUAGUUUCUGAGGUGAUCUCGAUAGCUGAGCGUUGCCAAACGAGCUAAUGUUUCAGUAUGGUGUAAUUUUGAUCUCGCUAAAUGCUAGAAAAUGUUCUGAUGAGCGGUAUAAUUAAGUUCCCCCACCAGAGGACAAGGAAAUGCUCGAUGUCAUUGAAGUUCUAGCCGCCAGAGUUGUGCGAGGAGGCGAUCAGGUGGAACGUAUCGCUAUACAGGACAACUCAAACAACCCAAAUUAUAGGUAGGUUUGUCAUAACUAAGGAAUAGAUUCCAUGCUACCAUGCAUCAGAAGUAGAUCAUGAAUGACACCAUACUGUGGUGAAAACAAAAGGCGCAGCUAGAUGUGUCACUGAUGUUCUUACCACGUUUUUAGGUCUUCUGUGAUCUAUUUCUGUAUAGACCUAUGACUACACAGAAUCCCUUUACUUUAUAUGAUAUAAAAGCAAGAUGUUGUUAAUGGUGAUGCACAUGUUGUGUAUGUCUUCAAGUAUUUCUCGAGUAAAAAGCAAUCAGAAUGUGUGCAUAAUUCAGCUUAUCAUAUUAUGUGUCAUAUCUCAUUCCUCAGAGUGCCAACAAGGUGGAUGUAAUCUUUAUUUACUCCCCUGUUUUAUUAUGAAUUUGAACCACAGGAUAAAGAGCUAUUUUGCAGUUGUAAUAAAUACUUGAGUGGCUCUGCAGUUUGUCAAUGAAAACACAAGCAAAAUGUUGUAAAAAAAAAGUUAUAAAUGAAAUAAAUGUUAAAUGAGAGGAAUCGAUUUUGGUUUUGUGCAUAAAGAAUGAGUAGGUACAAAUUGCAAUUGCUAACUGGCUUAGCAGUGGGACAUGGUGCAUACAAAAUGAGAAGGAGAUAAUUCUUAAGCCUAACAUUCCAAACUAAUUUUGGAAAAUAAAAAACUAAGCUCUCUAAACUAAGGUUUUUACAAGUGGAAAGUGUUUUUCUUAGUCAGGAUAAGUGCUUUAUAAUUGUUGGCUGAGAUCUUUGUAAGGUAGUGUAACAAUUCUGUUUUUUUAUAAGUGGAAUUGGGUUUUGUCAGUACUAAAAACCUGAAGUCUAGAAAAUGGAAACAAUGACAGAAAAAAUUCUUGGGAAAGUCUUUAAUUUUGUUUACAAAUAUGUGCAGGGAAUCUCACAUGAUGCUAAGAAAGGAGUGUGUUUUGAGGUGCUCAUAAUGGAGGUUGAAGUUCCCUGUGUGAUUUACAAGAAUAAAAAGGGCUAAUUGCAAAGGAGAAUCUAUCAAUUUGUCAACAUUCACAAGGGGUACCAUCAGUCAAAGAGUGGAUAUAAAUCUACUAAGCAUGACAAAAACUUAGAUAUGAAAUAAAUCAUUGUAAACUGAGAAAAUAAUUAUUACAAGAACUCUUCAAAAACUGCUUUUGUUUAUUUUCUUUUAUUUUUCCCUACAGCUUUUUGUUUGAUGUCAAUAGUCAAGGUCACAAAUACUACAAAAAUCUUGUUAGAUGUUUAAGAAGUGCAGGGCAAGGAGCCAGCAAAGGUGUAGACAGUGAGCAUAGUGCAAGCACUGGAAUGCAAAAGAGGAAAAGGAAAAGCAGGUGGGAUCCAAAUCCUCCAAAAUCAGCUGGCUCAUCAUCAUCUUCUAACAGUGAUGCAGCAGUUGCUGCUGCUUUGGCUGUGGCAGCAGAAAUUGAGCACAGCAUACCAAUGAGUAAUAAGGAGGAAGAAGAACGCCAGAAACAGAUUAAAGAACAGCAAGAGGUAAUAACUGAGGAAAGCUGUUAUGCUUUGAUAAAUGUGGAAAAAAUAAGUAUUCAUGAGAACACUGUUCUUUGUCCAUAAUUUUGUGUGUGAAAGAUAUGAAGAACCUUAAGUAGUAUGGAAAGCAACACAGGGGGAGAUGUUGAUUAAGAAAUGAAUGAAUAUUAUUAGUUAGGAUUUGGAAAAAAGCUGGCUGUGUUUAAUGAUGGCACCACAUCUUAACUGCAGCAUAAUGUUUGUGGGCAGUGUUGAGUUCCAUGCAAAUUUUGGUGAUGUUAUGAUGUUGUUUUGCAGAGGAUGACUAUGAAAUGUACAAAUUUUUAUACGCACAUGUUGAGCAGUUGUUUUGCCCACUAGAUCUUUUGUUUUGCCACAUCCUGGUUUCCAUUGCAAAUUUGGUGUGGUUAAGGUCUCCAAAAGCAUCUCUAAACAUGGAUUUCUCUUGUAAUUGCAUGGUUCAAAAUGUUUUCAUUGUGUUGCUUAUUUAGAACUACUGGACCAAAGAUACCAAUGAUUUUUUUUUUUGGUUGUAGAUUCAAGAGAUGUACAUGAGAAUAUUAGCUCAACGCACAGCUGGUCAGGCCAGUGCAGCAAUAAAGCAAGACGAAGACAAACCAAAGUAUGAGUAUGAUUCAGAUGAGGACAUAGAUGGCGGCACAUGGGAACAUAAAAGAAGAAAAAAGGAAAUGAGCAAAACAAUAGGUUGGGAAAACCUUUGUGUUACUUUUACCUUACACUUUUGAGAUCUGGAGUUUAUUUUUGUAACUGAGCUUCAUAUAAUGUUUUUUUUCUUUUUGGUUGGUUUUGAGAUUUUAGUUGAUGGUCUUUUAUUGAUUGAAAAUUUUUUUUUUUUUUAAUGACAGUCACUUCAUUUUAUGUUGCAGUGGCAACCAGUCUGUCAACUUCUAAAAGUAGCAUUGCUAUUGUUUACCAUUAAAAGUAACAGUUCAAUCAUUGUGCAAUUUGUUUAGCUGAGAUGAAAUCGUGAAUGACUCUUUGAAGGGAUCAGGGAUUAUGACAAGUGAAUUAUUACCUGUGUUUAAGAGGUUGUUAAUCUGCUGAAUUAAUGGUAUCAUACAGAAGAACAUUUCAGAAAUGUUUCACACAAUCUCUGUAGCUAUGUCAUGAUUGCAAGCAGUGAGCUAUGCUAGGAUGUUUUUAGUCAUUUUUGUGAUGCUAGUAAAAACAGCUGGAGGUUAAAGGGUUAAGCUGUAUACAAUGUGUGCCAAAUUUUAGUAUGGAAAACAUUUAGAUCUUGGGCAUGAAAGAGUCAACCCUUUCACUCCCAAGAUCUUAUUAGUAAUUCUCCUUACUAUCUGCCAUACAAUUCUUAUGAUGUUAGUUCAGAGAAUUUGGUAUUGGAUCAACUAAUGAUCCCAUAAUUGAUAUUCUUCUCUAUUCUCAUCACCUGCCUGCUUGAUAUUGUAUUGAUAUUGUAAGGAGAAAUUCUGUCUUGGUCACUUGUGGGAGUGAAAGGGUUAACAUAGAGUCAAACCUUGUAUAGAUAGAGUAAUAUGAAGCUUUCAUCAAAAUUUCCAUUUGCUUUAGAAAAAGCGAAAGAACUCACUGAGAAAGGAAAGGGCAAACAUCACCUUGGUGACUUCCUUCCUCCAGAAGAACUGAAAAAGUUUACAGCCAAAGUCAAAGCUGUGAAAGGGGAGUCGUCAUUGGACAGCUUUGAUUUCUCUGACUAUGCUGAGCAUAAGAUAACAGAGAGCAACAUUGGGUACAAAAUGCUGCAACAAGCUGGAUGGAAGGAAGGGAUGGGACUUGGAUCUCAAGGACAGGGGAUCACAGCACCUGUCAAUAGGUACAGUAUGGAACACUGCACUUAGUCUUUUCAUGUGUAUUGAUAUUUCAUAAGGAAAAAAAUUUCAGGCUUAGAAAGUCAACUGUUUUUGAGAAUCAUGUUGUUGUUGCUGCCCUGUUGGUGAUUUCUUGUCAGUAUUUUAAUCUGUGUAAUUAAUUUGGUAAAAGAAAAUGUAACAAUGUCAAUGUUGAUUAUAGGCAAUUUGGGGGUCAGGUGGUUAAUAACCUGUAACAGGCCUCAAGAGAUUCAUGUUUCACCCCUAGUCAAAUCACUUUGUUCUAGAGCAGAAAAUAUAACUCUCCUUUUAAAUAUUAAUAAUCAUGGAAAUAAAAGUAAGAACAUUUUGACUUACAUUUCCCAAUUAUCCAGUAUGUAAAAUUUUCAGUUGUCCGAUGCAAUGUUAAAAAUGAAACUUUAUCUACUGGAUAUUAAAGCUGAAAAUUAAAAAAAAAAAAAUUGACUAAGAAAUAUAGAAACAUAAAAGAUACACACAAAGAAUAAAAAAGGUUUUGUAAAUAAAGAAGUCUUCCAUCAUACUUUUAAUUUUCAUUUCACACUCCCUCCCUCCAAUUUAAUACCUGGAGCUGGCUAAGGAGUAAACUGUUGCAGAAAUUUCAACAAAUACUACACUGCAUGUUUGUGCCAUUGAAAGGAGGCAAAGAAACACUCCUCGUGGCUUCAAAGUAUUGAUAAUAGGGUAAACUGAAGCAGUGAAACCUCUAGGCUCACAUGGCUUUUAGGCUAUGUAGUCAUUAAUUACCUGUUUUAUAAUAGGGUAAUGUUUCUAUAUGUUAGCACAAGCUUCAAAAGGUUUGGUGAAGUCUGUGGGUUCAAUUUAAGAGGCUUAAAACAUAUUAACAUUUUGUCCAAAAAACACUACAUUAACUACAUUUAUCGGCUAAUAUGUACCUAUGUAUGUGUUUCACCAAUGGCAGGGGUCGUGCACCAGAGGAUAUUGGAGGUCUGGGUGAAGACAAGCCUGGCGAAAUAAACAGGGAUGACGACGAGUUUGACUUGUAUCGCAAGAGGAUGAUGUUAGCUUACAGAUUUAGACCCAAUCCCCUUGUAAGAAUUCUUCUAUUAUUUAAAAGUUUUAAUCAUUUGUUGUGUGCUUGGUAUUUGAUUUAUUAAAGUUGACUUAAACAAGAGUAUCAUUAUUUUUUAAUAAUUGAACAUUUCAAAAUUUCUCUGUUCUUUGAAUAUGUUUCAUUCAGCCCUUUCUUGUCAAAAUAAUUUCCUUUUAAGACAUAAGAAUAGCCAUGAUAUGUAUUUCAGAUUGCUCCCUGAACAGAUGUCAAAUAAUUCAUUUUGUUUUUUUUUUUUUUUUUCAGAAUAACCCUAGAAGACCCUACUAUUAGAUUAUGGAAAACCUUUAGUAUUUCACUUGAAAAAUAUGAUUGUACAUCAUUAGAUAAAUCAUUUUGAAUAAGUCUGUUGCAACAGUUGGUCAUGUGACCAAUAAUUGUUAAAAAUUCUGUUGUAAUUAUGAUAAUUCAAGAAACUUUAAGAGCAUGUUUCAUACAGGCAGAAUGCAGAUUUUUGGGAAAAUUCCACUGAAGAUGGUUAGUUUAAAAGACAAUCUGAGGUCUUCAGGUUUCAAUACUUUCAUCUUGAAGUGAGAAGUCUUUGCUCAGGGAAGCUUUGUAUUGUAAGGGACAGGAAAACAGGCCUGAUUUAUGUAUUUAUAAGAGGUAAAAAGAAGCAAUAAAUAAGGAAGAACAAACUUGUAAGCCAUAUGGGGAAAAAGUGUGUCUAAAUAGUAAAUGAUACCUUGCCUAAACAAAUCUUCCUUAUUUGUAAUGGCUAUGAUUGCAUACCAGUAACCAUGACGAGGAUAUUGGUCUGAAAAUCUACACAGUAGCACGCAUAUAGCCAUUACUUUAAUUUCUGGGAAAAUUAUGUGUUGAAACUUGCCAGAUCAUCAUGUUUAGGAAAAGGAGAUCAUGUAAUGAUUAUAUUGCAAAAAACCUCUUGUACUCAGCAAGUAAACAAUAAAUAGUCC
Messenger RNA from Pocillopora meandrina, 5947 nucleotides. NCBI's taxonomy places the organism in Eukaryota, Metazoa, Cnidaria, Anthozoa, Scleractinia, Pocilloporidae. The record is from the annotation of a GenBank genome assembly.